UUCUCAAUUCAAGACCCUGUACAAAGACCAGAAAGAAUCGCAAUGUACCUUAGUCUUGUAGUAUAUUUAUUAACUAUUACUAUUAUGAUAUAAACAACUCCCCAGCUUUCUCUUCUCUUUCUCUCUUCCUCUAUGUUGCUUUUACCUGCAUAUGUUACGGCAUAUUAAAGGAAGUGACCUGUUCUUCCCACGGAUUUUGCCAUUGCCAGCUGGGAACACUACCAGAGGUCAAAUUUUGCAGGACAAGGUACAACAACUACCAUUGGAGAUAUUCAUUUGCAUAAACGUUCCGGUGAUGACUUGUUUCCCUUCGUUUUUCAAAAAGAAGGGAUCUCCCCCAACUAAACGUGCUACAGAAGUUGACGAAGUUGUUUCAAGUGUUCAGAAUACAAACUUGUACACUUACAAAGAAUUGCGAAUAGCAACUGAAAAUUUUAAUCCAGCCAAUAAAGUUGGAGAGGGAGGUUUUGGUUCUGUCUACAAGGGAGUGCUCAAAGAUGGCUCAGUCGUGGCUAUAAAGGUACUAUCAGCUGACUCAAGACAAGGGUUGCGGGAAUUCUUGACAGAAAUAAAAUUAAUUGCAGAUAUAGAACAUGAAAACCUGGUUAAGUUGUAUGGUUGUUGUGUUGAAGAAGACCAUAGGAUCUUGGUCUAUGGCUAUCUCAAGAAUAACAGCCUUGCACAAACUCUUCUUGGUGGAGGUCAUAGCAGCAUCCAAUUCAGUUGGCCUACAAGGUGUAAAAUAUGCAUAGGUGUUGCGCAGGGGCUUGCAUUUCUUCAUGAAGAAGUCAGUCCGCAUAUUGUUCAUAGGGACAUCAAAGCAAGCAAUAUCCUCCUUGAUGAAAAUCUGAUGGCCAAAAUUUCAGAUUUUGGCCUUGCAAAGCUUUUCCCACCCAAUAUGACCCAUAUAAGCACACGUGUUGCUGGAACUGCAGGUUAUUUGGCACCUGAAUAUGCUAUUCGAGGACAGCUGACAAGGAAAGCAGAUUUAUACAGUUUUGGUGUUCUAAUCCUGGAAAUUGUUUGUGGGAGGUCCAAUACGAACAGGCGGUUACCCCCAGAAGAGCAAUAUCUUCUUGAACGGGUAUGGGAAUUGCAUGAGAAGGGAGAACUGGCGACUUUGAUAGAUCCAUCAUUGCAUGGAGAUUAUGACACUGAAGAAGCUUGCAAAUACAUGAAGAUUGGUCUUCUUUGCACCCAAGACAUACCAAAGCUGAGACCAACAAUGUCCACUGUGGUUAAGAUGCUAACGGGCGAGAUAGAUGUGAAUGACUAUAAAAUAUCAAAACCUGGACUGCUUGCUGAGUUCAUAGCUUUCAGAGGUAGUGACAAAAGAAAGAAAGCUAACGUCUCAUCUACUACAGGAUCUGCCGGUUCAACUAAGCCGGGCGAUGACAAUUUAUCUUCAUCAUCGGGGAUGGCUACCUCAUAUGCUACUAUGACCUUUAAUUCUAUAUAUGAUAGAAGCAAUUAACUUGUGACAUUUUUACGUGUCUUCUUCUUCUUUUUCCCAAGGGGGAUUAUAAUGGAUGCUAUGUUUAUUGUUUAGUUUUGUAUGUUCCCUUUUGGUUUUUUAGUGAGGUGAGGUUGUCCUUGUAAAUCAAGAGUUUUCCCCCACCUUUUUUUUUUCCCUAGUCCAUAUUUCCGUUGAUCACUAUUUUUUUUUUCUUUUAUCUUGUAUUUAAACUACACCAUAUACUUAUGAGCAUUCCUUCAUGCCAUAAAUAGAUAUUCCUGUAAAUAUCAUGUAUUUUUUUUUCCUUUUUUUUUGGAGAAAGGGUCUAUGCAAUAAUCAAUAACCCCCAUUUGCAUUUA
This is a messenger RNA of Jatropha curcas, 1815 nucleotides long. Its product is annotated as cold-responsive protein kinase 1. NCBI's taxonomy places the organism in Eukaryota, Viridiplantae, Streptophyta, Magnoliopsida, Malpighiales, Euphorbiaceae. Gene Ontology annotation, molecular function: ATP binding; protein kinase activity. Gene Ontology annotation, biological process: protein phosphorylation. The record is from RefSeq and is a predicted model, not a curated record.